Messenger RNA from Porites lobata, 15759 nucleotides. The record is from the annotation of a GenBank genome assembly. Lineage: Eukaryota; Metazoa; Cnidaria; Anthozoa; Scleractinia; Poritidae.
AUGCCUCAAGACCCCCAGGGAUUGUCCGAUAAUUCCAAUGAGGGCAAGAAAAUUUCCGACGUGGAUACAGUUUUGAGACAAAUUGGCCAGCUUGGCCCAUUUCAGAUUCGCAUUCUAGCCAUAUUCCUGCCUAUUUUCUUCUCCAUCACCUACCAAUCACUUAUCAUGGUGUUUACUGCGUACGAGCCUCCAUGGAUGUGCGCCAAGCAAAGUGAGUCGUGUCUACAAUCUAACAGUUCGUCCGCUGACAGCCUAGUAGUUUAUAGCACAGCUACCCAACCCAUUGAGCUCUACGAAAGGAGAUGUACCUUGAAUAGAAGCGAUUGGAAGUUUGCGUAUGAAAAUCUUUAUGAAGGGCCGCACAAUACCAUUGUUGACGAGGUAAACCUAAAAAUAACAAUUCCUUUUGGAUCGCUUUAUAAUAUAGGGGGAGACAAAGGUGUUGGGUAUUUCUUUAGUAUUUCGGAAACUAUCGUUGGUUAGGAUAUAAUAUGUGUGAGUAUGUGCUACGUCGUUUGUUGGUCGAACAAUCCUCAAAAUCAAGAAACUACUGACAAGUAGGUUAAUGAAGAAGGGCAUAAUUUAUUAAACUCUUUACGGUGAAUGAGGUGCUGAACUUCCUAUCCAAAAAAAAAAAAUGUUUUUGCAUUUGGUAAUGCUCGAUUGCUAACUCAUGAAAGCAGAGCAGAAUUCAUUAAAUUAAAUUAAUCAAGAGUCUGACUAAAGAUCUUUUCCACUUGACAUGCUGUCUUCAUUUCUGCUGAGAGAAAUGCAAAUUUUACAUUGAUGCCAAAUGUAAGUUAAAUACGCCUUAAGUUGAAUCCAGUACCGGUAAUAAAAGUAACAUUUUCCCUUACAAUGUUAACAAUAUUGAUGAAAAUAAAUUGAUUCGGUGCAUAGGGGGAUAUGCUGAAGCUUAUCUGGACAAAUCCUUUCUCUGAGAGCAGAAACGAAAAUACAGUCAACUCUCUCCAAGACGGACACCUUUGGGACCGCCACGAAGUGUCCGUCUUAGAGAUAUGUCCGUCUUAGAGAGAUGUCCGUCUUAUAGAGAGUCAACUAAAGGGAAUAAGCAAAGGCAGGGACCAGCUCUAGGUGUCCGUCUUAUAGAGGUGUCCUUUAAGAGAGAGUCGACUGUAAUGCAUUACAGAUCUACGUUUGGUCCAAAGUUCGUACCUAAUGCCACAAAAAUUGAGAGCGCUAUAUUACAACUUUUAAGUUGUAUAGUAAGUUAUAGUACAUUAGUCAAUUCUAGGUGCGGUCAGCCUUCCCUACGAGUGUUGACCCCUAGGCAUUAGCAUUUUUUUUACCUUGGAUAACAUGCUGCUCGCGCACGAUUUAAAAACUAUUUUCACCACAAUGUGAGGUAUUUUUGUUAUAUAUUUUUACAUCUAUUUGAAUGGUAUUUAUGAAACUUUGCCGGGUUUUCCUUGUAUUUGAAACAUAUUUGCUAUAAAAACUACAUUUUAAAUACAGUAUUUAAAUCAUAUUUUCAGAAAGAGAGUACUGGCGAGUGCUUAAAAUUCUUUCAAAUACCGCGAGGGUUUCUGUAGUUUCGGAAAUAUCCAUACUCUACCCACGGAAGGGAUUGGAAAUUUCCCGGGGGGUGGGGGUUUCUCAAAGGUCAAAAAUUUAAGUAAAUGUAUGAAGCUUGACUAGAAUUUCCAGAGAGGUUGGGGGGGGGGGGGGGGGUGUUUAAGGAAAAAUCCCUUCAAUGGGGAAGGUAUGGAUAAUUUUGGAACCACGCAAUCUAUGAAAUGCAAACCCUGUUUUAUAGACACCAGCUUUAUACAAUCUCCUUGUCAUUAAAAAAAAAAAAAAAGUUUUCUUAGGACCUGAGAGUCCUCACUUUUUUCUCUAAAUUUUAAUAAUUUUAAACAGACAUCCACUGAAUAACAAUUAUUAGGACAGUACUAGUAACAAUAACUUAAGGAAUACAAAGACAUUUUUCAGUCACUUCAGCCAGGACUACUCUUGAGAGUUAAUCUUAAUAAUACAGUUUCUUUUUAUCAACUGUUUCCUGUAAUAAGACCUACAGUGUACAUCCGUUUUUUUGAAAUGUAAAAAAAGAAUAUUAUUUCAUUGAGACAGCAUGUCAAUGUUCACAGACUGUUUAGCUUACUGAUGCUAGUGUCCUGUUCUAUUUCUGUGGAAGCUUUUUAAUUUUUUAUCGUCCCCCAAGUGUCUGUAUUAACAGAGUUUCACUGUCAAAUAGUCAUGCAGGCUUCUUGUGAAAGUAGGACAGUGUUAUCAAAAUUAAUAACAGAAACAGUGCGAUGUGCAAGAACUUUGUUAACAGGUUCAAUUUUGUACCCUCAUUCCUGAAUUAUUCAGGUGGAGGAAAAUUGCCUGUCCCAGCAACAGUAACUUAAUGAUUGUUGGAUGAGACAGCUACAAGGAAUGUUAUUAUAUUUUGCUUAGUUUUGCCAAUUACACUACUUGUUAUUAUAAAACUUGGCCUUAGAAAAGAAAUUACCUCUGAGCAAUAUUAAGUCAAGCUUCACCCUAGAACAAACAAAAAUAAUUAUAUCUUUCCAGCAUUCUUAUUUAUUUUAGUUAUACCAGUGCAAUCUAUUUAAAGUUUUUGUUAAUUCAGUUUAUCUGUUUCCAGAUCUGUAGCCGUUGUUUCAUUGAAUGAUCCUUUAGUGUUUUAGCCAGUUAUCACUGUACCAGCAACUUGUGACCUUUGUUUUGUACAGGUGGAUGAUUUGGCUAAUAAUUGUAUUAUAGUGGGAAAGAUGAAAAUAAUUUAACUUUUAUUUUCCUUUAGAAAACUUUAUUGAACUUGAUCGGAUAAUUUUAGAAUACACUUUUCUAGUACUGUUUUAAUUUUUUAAAACAAUCAUAUUUUACUCACUGUAAGUAUGGUGAGUUUUUAAAGAAAAUUCCCAAGAAAUACAUGCAGGUGGCUUAGACAAAUCCAGAUAUAAGUGAUUUCACUUUAAAGGGUUUUUCAGCUGGCUUUUAAUGGUCUUUUCUAAAACUUGCUUUUUUGGUAAAGCAAAAGAAAAUGCCUAAUUUGCAAAAUUCUAUUUUGAUUUUACAGUAAAAUUAAGAAAAUAAGCCCCGGGGCUUAUAUUUUUCAAAGGCCCUUUUUGAGGGGGUUAUUUUUGGAGGGGCUUCUAUUCGGAAGGGCUUAUCUACGGAGGGAAAUUUGCAUUUGAGAAUCGAUUGGGCUAGCCUUAUACUUGGAAAUAAAUUUACCGUUUUUGCUUUAUUCAACUGUGUAUUUGAGGGCAAUUUUCCAAGUACCAGCCCCCGAGAGGCUUAUGUUUGGAGGGGCGAUUUAACGGAGGGUUUUUUACGUUACCGGCUUGGGGGACUUACAUUUCGAGAGGCUUAUUUUCUGGAUUUUACGGUAUUUUUAUUUAUAUUUAAAACACCAUUGACAACAGGUUAAAACACCAUUAAAAGCAGAUUAAAAGACCAUUUAAAGCAGGUUAAAACACCAUUAAAAACAGGUUUAGAGAACAUUUAAAGGCAGGUUAAAACACCAUUAAAAACAGAUUAAAACACCAUUAAAAGUAUGUUUAAACACCACUUAAAGCAGGUUAAAACACCUUUAAAAACAGGUCAAAACACCAUUAAAAUCAGGUUAAAGCACCAUUCAAAGCAGUUUAAAACACCAUUUAAAAAAGCAGGUUAAAGCACCAUUAAAAACAGAAUUUAGUACCUGUUUUAAAUGUAGUUCUCAAAUACAAUAAAACAGUUUUAAAAAUAUGUCAAAAAUAUGUUUAAAAUAGUGUUUAGUUUGGUACGGGACGUACGUACGGGGACAGGGACUCUUGAGCUGUCAAAUUCCCCGGGAUGGGGACGGGAAAAGACGGCAAAUGCCCCGUCCUCCAUCAACACUGCAACAUUUUUCAUUGAUCGCACAGUCAAGUAAUGACAUUUUAAGCAUUUUGGUGUGCGGUUUUUUGUUUCAAUUAACGUCUGCUUUCAGUGUCUGGUCUGCCUUUGUAACAUCGCCACGGACUUCACCCUGCGACGACACCAGUUUAUGCUAUGGUUUUAGUACUGUUAUAAAAUCAUUGAAUAGUUUUACAAAUAUGAUAGGAUGUUCUUUAAAUAAUGUCAACAGAAAUUUUAUUCAAUAAGGGAAAAAAUAUUGAUUCACGUCGAUAGCUUCGAUUCCGAUUUCGCUAUGUAAUUCUCGCUUGAUACGCAAUGAAGGAAUACAUGCAUAAAAACGAAAACAUGCCUUUACAAUCCUCUUUAAUUCUUUGCCCUCGAGCUCCUUGACAGAUGAUCCAAUCUGCUUGUUUUCCCAGUAAAAUCCUCUGUGUAGUUAUAUUCGCAUUGGAAACUACGUGAGUGCCAAAAAUCUCGGUGGGGGCCUCGUGGUUGGCAAAUUCCGACCCCCGGGCAGCGCAAAAUUUGCUAAUACCCCACCCCCGGGGCUGUAAGGCGGGAAAAUGUCUCGUAAAAGCCUGGGAGGGGGGGGGGAGGAGGGCUGGGCGCGGCUGGAAUUGUCUGACUAAUGCAUAAAUUCGUUGUAACCGUACUAUUAACAUGAAAUGCUGCAUCUUCGUGUAAUAAAGCUGACAAGAACGUGCAUUCUUAUUGGUUAAAAAGACGCUAUUGGUCAUUAAUACCGGUAAACUCACUGAUUAUGACCACUGUUACGUGUUUCAAAUGGAUUUGACAGCAAAGCAGCUUCCGAACACCUGUCACUGAUUCUUCGCCAAAGAUCUGCAUUUUUAGUGCUACUGCCUGCAACUAUGUCGUGUUAUUGCCGAUACAGUAGAUCUGAAAGUCUGAAAUUCGUUAAGUCUGUAAACGUCCAAAGGAGAGGCAGGGGGUGUAAUCUCUCUUGUCACUGUGGUUAAUGUGUAACCGGCGAAUGUGUUGUACCGGAAUCCGUUUCCAGGCUACAGCAUUUCUUUUUUUCAGGCUCCUCUCUUAUCUUGGCUUUUUUCCUGGUUUGUUUCUAAGGUUGGUCCUUUUACUGAAGUUUCCUGACACACCAAUUUCUCGUUCACUAUAAAAAAUGUUUGUUACAAUAUUCAAUCAAAGUAUCUCAGAGCAUAGCUGAUGGCAUGGAGUCAUUCAAUGCCGUUUUUUUAGUUUAUACUUUUGUUUUGACCUUAUUUCAGGCGCGGAAACUAGUUAAUAACUAUAUAUAAAGAAACGGAACGAAAAACUCGAGCCAAGCUAAUCUUAAAAAAUUCAGAAAGCAAUAAAAGUAAUUCUUUUUCUUGACCAAAAUUUCUCCAAUGUUUUCAGUUUGACUUGGUCUGCGACCGUGCUUUCCUAGGAUGGUUGGCAAACGCGAUUUUGUACUUCGGAUGGGCCGUGGGAUCUCUCGUGCUCGGCACAGUAGCAGAUAAAUGUGGUCGGAAAAAUGUUCUCUUCCCCUCACUUACAGUGAUGUUGGUUGCUACAUUUGCAAUGGCGUUUGCUAAAGCCGUCUGGGUUGUCCUCGCCUUCCGUUUCAUAAUCGGAGUUUGUCAAUCUGGUGCUUUUCAAUCAAUUUUUGUCUUGUCAACUGAACUAGUUGGACCUGAGAAACGUGCACUGGCAACCGCUGCGCUUUGGUUUUACUAUACGGUAGCUUUGAUGGUCUUGGGACUAAAGGCUUACUUUGUCCGCGACUGGCGAAUGCUUAUGAUCCUGUCUUCUGCUCCAUGGAUUUUCAUUCUUAUAUUCUGGAAGUAAGUCAAUGAGUCCAGAUAAUUAGCCGGUUUUAACAGCAAGAGAUUUGAUUGCAUAGAAGAAGCAAAAUUCUUAUGCCUUGUUUACAUUUCAUGGCGCCUUGAGCGGGAAAUCAAUGAUAGAAAUCCAUCAUCAUCAUCAUCAUUAUCAUCAUCAUGCAUCCUCAUCCUCAUCAUCAUCAUCAUCAUCAUCAUCAUCAUCAUCAUCAUCAUCAUCAUCAUCAUCAUCAUCAUCAUCCUCACAUGAAACAAUCAGUGACAGCGUGUUUACAAAGUGGGCUUGCAACUACUCCAAAAUGUAAAACGGUGGGGUAUGGAAAAGCUUGCAAAUAAAAGUAAUAUGACUGAAGGGUUUUAAAUCCAGGUUUGUUCCAGAAUCCGUGAGAUGGCUUCUUGUCAAAGGAGAGAAAGAGAAAGCUCGUGCUAUUUUGGAGAACGCCGCAAAAGUGAACAAGAAGCCGCUCCCAAACGACGAUCUCUAUGUUCCUGGGACGACAGAAAACAAAGGAGUGGUGGACCUCUUCAAAACAUGGAAACGUGGGAAGCUGUCACUUAUCUUGAUCUACUUGCUGUGAGUAGUUUGACGUUAAACUUGCCGAUCCAUUAUAAACUUGAUCCAUACAAUGGAAAUAUUCGUUAACACCUGCACAGCAUUUUUCUUUCCUUUUUCUUUUUGUUUUGUUUUCCUUUUUUUCUUGGAUUAUAAAAAAUUAAAUUACAUAUUUUUUAGGUACGUGAAUGGCGUAGUCUACUUCGGUAUUGCAUUGAGUUCAGCAGAAUUCGGUAGUAGCAUUUACUUCAAUUUUGUCAUAACAAGCCUGGUGGAAAUUCCUGCAAAUGCGUUGCUUAUCCACAAUUGUAACAGGUAAAACAUUUUUAUUCACCACAUGUAACGUUUUCUGGACAUCAAAAGGGUGAAAAUGAUUUUUAAGGAUAAUACAUUUUUUUUCUCCCCACCCUCCACCCGCGAAGUUUCCCAUGUGGGAUUUACUGCCCUUGGCAGAAGGUAAUCAACGUACUGAAUUGUGAAAUACGAAUCAUGGGAUUAAGAGAAUUUCGCUAAUUGGUCUUAAUUGACAGAUAUCAAUGAUAAUGCCAGAACUAACUCGUAUGUUGCUAAGAUUAUGGAAUACUACUCAAGGUAACCACAAGCGUCCCAAGCCCACGUUACGAAUGUGCAUUGUAACUUUACUUUCUCACAAGAGAGUCGAUCUCGCGUUACAAUUACAGUCGACCGUUCAGAAGUAAAAUACUGAGGUCUACGAACUUUAACUAUCAUUAUACCUUUGUUUUUUUCAAUGAAAUAAACAAAGGUGACUUACCUUUGAUGUGUAUUCCUGAGUGUGUUUGUUUUUUUUUUUUUUUUUUUUUGGAGUUGAUUCAACGAUUUAGGGAGCGUUUCUUUGCUAAAAAUACAGAUCCGGAUUUUUAAUUUGAAAACAGAUGUUUCGUUUCUUUGCUAAAAUACAAAGAACGCAUUAUUGAGCCAAAUGAUCUAAAACGGAGGUGGAUUCUUUGGAUCAUAUCCAAAACCGGAUAUUUUGGAUACAUGACCGAAGUGUUUCUUUACCACAGAUCCGAAAAGAUUGAAUAUUGCCAGCGAUAACUCAAACAAAUUUAAUACACACGUCAACUGUUUAAAUAAGGCCAGUCAUGGAUUAAACUAUCGAAUUUACCCUUUUUAUCGAUGUGGUAAAAUACCAAUACAAUCCCAUUAAAGAUAUUUAGCGUUCGCAGACCUCAGUAGUUUAUUUCUCAUACAAAGUCUCAUUAACGGUCGCCUAUAACUCGACACCGACUGAGAAAGUAAAUUUUUAUUCCAUACUCGUAACCAGAGCUUGGGACGGCUCUGCGUUAACACGCGAAAGAAACCUCGCUUCAUGCUGUUUGGACAAGAAACAGUUACGGGUAACAAUAUUAUUGUCAUUAUCAUAAAAAAAUAUCGCUACCAAUAUCAUUGUCAUUGCCCUUAUCAUCGUCAUCGUCAUCAUUAUCAUCAGUAGCAUUAUCCUCAUCUUAUUCAUUUUCAUUAUUAUUAUUAUUAUUAUUAUUAUUAUUAUCAUUAUUACAAGUGAUAUCGGUAAAAGUAAAUUAUAAGUAUCACUAUAUGAAGCUUCGAGUUUAAACCUUAAAACAAUUUGAUAAAAAAGGGUUAGCCUUUUCGUCUUUCUUUGGUGCUGCAAUAUUUAUACGACAAUGUCACGUUCGAGGUUGUCCGCUAUAGUGCGAAGUAAUUCCAUUUGCUUUUAUUGAAAUGGAUGGAUGAAAACUGAUCGCUCUUUUUGAUAUACAAAUCAUGUCCAGUGACAUACGAAUCAUGUCAAAGAGAAAGUAAAAUCAACCAUUACAGCUCACUGUUGAGUCGCGGCACAAGCCGAUUGAUGUAAUGGAUUUACAAAGAGAGAUACGAAUUGCUCUUACUGAAAAUAAAACAACAACAUAAUAACAGCCCGCAAACCACUAAGCGGAAACUUAUGUCAUGAUAGGCCCCUUUCAAACGUGGAAUUUGUUUCGAGUGCCGAACACCCAUUUUAGUCGAUGAAAGUAAUUCAAUACGGCAGUUGAUUCAGACGUCGGAUAUGGUGGUGCCGAAUUAAACUCCGUUUCUUGUAAAUAUUCCCAGUCUCAAGGCCGCCAAAUACAUUCUUUGGUUUUUAAAGUUCUCCUUUAUUUACAAACGUGGAACAUUUAUUUCGGCAAACAAACAGUUAAGUUGAGAAAGGAUUUUACAAAAGUCUCAAGAGUAGGUCUCUUUUUCGAUUUUAAUUUGCAAUAUCGGUCAAUUUAAGCAACUUUUAAACUUCUGGCUCAGUUUUCGUUUGCUUCUGCUUUGAAAAUGGAAUAAUAAUUACUCAGGGAUAAUACAGUGUAAAGAUUUGUAGAGAAAAAAAACAAAAAACUUGCCAAUUUAUGGCAAAAAAUGUACCUUAAAAUCGAACAAAAAGAUUCAAAACGCUCUGAUCACGUGGCUGAUGACGUCAUGUCCCUCUUUUGGUCGUGAGAAAUAUUAUCAGGUAGAACAUUAGCUUCUUGCAAAUUUUCUCUGCCAUAUUAUGAAACGUCAACUCUCUACAGCCCUCGGCCUAGUCUCCCGACUUUUUCGCUCAUGUUCAUUACCCCCUUAAAUUUUAAAUGCCGGACGUGAACUGGUUAUUUUGAAAUGCCCCACACAACCAAAACCUCAAAUGGGCUAUUUGUUUUUAACCCAAUAAUGAAAUUUAGUCACAGCAACAAAAAAACCUAAUUCGGAAAUAGUCACGUGAAUGAUGACGCCAUCACCCUACAUGUGUCGUGGGAAGAUAUUUUCUGGCAAAUGCUAUCUUGUAUUGGUCUUACAUUCUUCUACGUAAAAAGUUAUAAAGUUUUUAAAGAAAUUGCCUCAAAGGAUUCCGGGAUUAAUCUUUAUGAUAAUUAUAAUUUACUAUUGUAAUUAUUGAAAGAAAUCAUUAUUUUUAAUUUAGAUUCGGCCGUAAGAAAACUACAAUAGCUUACAUGAUAGCUGCAGGAAUUGCUGUCGUGGCGGUGUCGUUUAUCCCUCAUGGAACAGACAAUGCAGGUACUAGCCUCUGCUACAAUUGGCGACAAAAUUGUUGAGAUAUUAUCCUUGAAUGGGGUAGCUUCGGAGAACGAAACAACUUACACUCCUCCCCACCAUUCAAAAUUGGGUUUUCGUUGUUUCUUUUAGGCAGUUCGAGCAAGCACAGCUUUGCAUGGGGUUCGGAAAAGGGGAAGCUUUAUUUCCCCCUUCGAAAACAGUAAAAUUUCAGAAAGUAUUUUCCCAUGGAUUAUUUCUUUUAUGUGUUGGCUUCCCUAGGCUUUAUUGCUGGGCGGGCAGCGCUUGGCACUCUGGGUAAACUGUGUAUCACCACUUCGUUUGGCGCUGUGGACCUUUUAGCGGCGGAACUUUAUCCAACAGUCGUGCGGUAAGAUUUUGUUAUUUUAACACAUGUACUGGAGACUUAUUGCAUAUCAAAAUAUUGCAACCCCUCCCUAGGCCACGCCAAUUUUUGGUUUGUUUGUUUGCGCUUACUUUUCUAUCCGUUCCCCGAAACAAACCCGGAGAGCCGCACACAAGCUUAAUUUUUGCGUUGGGACUAUUAAAUAAACCUUUUACAACUGUAUAUAUUCUGAAAGCAAUAUCCAAACACGUAAAUAACAAUUGAAAAAAAUAUUUUAAAUAUAUAUAUAUAGAUAAUAGGUUAGGAAAAGAGAAUCAAACCGAAUAACUAACCGUCACUCAAGAAGUAACCUUUGAUUUGGAAUCACGUGACCCUAAUUAACCAAUAAAAUCGCGCGGAAAUUAAACGGUGGAUUAUAAUAUUGGAUAAUCAACACAAGACCUACAAAAUAAGAAAGAACAAGUAUACAAAGAUUUACAAAUUUUACAAGUUUAGUGUAAGUCGAGCCAAAAAAGGCAAAUAACUAGAGUAUUGAUUACACGACAUACGUAGUCAGGUAGAGCGUACCGACAUUUACAGAUGUCUAAGGUGUCAGUGUCACUUAGGCCAAAAAAGGCACAUUAGCCUUCCCAUAUACGUUUUUUGAAAUAAUUAAAAUAACAACAAAUUAUUGAGUGAUUGAUUAACGGAAGGACGCGUUGGAUUUCUUGAUCGAUCUCCCUAACGGAUAGAAAUCACAAAUAGAAACAUCCAACUUAUAAUUCUUCCUGAUAAUCAUGUUUCUUGCUAAAAGAUUGUUUUCUAUUCCUGUUUCUUUUUUUUUUCCCCUUUUUAUACCAGUAACUUUUAUCAUUUUUUUUUUUUUUUUGCAUUACAAUCCAAAUAACGUUUCUGGUAAUACUCUGUUCUCUCUCGUCGAACCUUUCCAAACACAGAACAUACUCAUUACAUAAGUGAAUGAACAAUGUUUCCUUUGCCAGGUUGUAAAAAGUGUCUUAAGAACCAAUAAUUUAAGUGCCUCACGAUGGUUUCCAGUUUUUUUUUCUGAGUAAUCUUUAGUUUCUCUCAAAGUAUUGAAUUUCCCAUAAUAGCAACGAUUGAAUUGUUUUCAACAUUUAAUAGUGUGCAUAACUAAAAAAAAUCUACUUCUCAUGCUUAAAAUGAGGAAGACUAAAGGCAGGAUGUUAAGAUGUAACGUUUGUAACGCUAAAAGACUGAAAAGCAUGGGAAAAAAAUAGGUGGCACACUGAUUAUCAUCUAAGGCUAAAUAAGCUCUUUCUCGUCCAUUGCCAAUACUUCAUCAUCCUCGGAGACCCAGGGGCAGUCAGGGUCGGGAGAAAGGGUACAGACUCUCACCGAACUAUUUCCAAAAAUUCAAGCGGAUGCCGGCUCCUGAUUGGGCACAAAAAAUGCUUUGUAUUAUUGUGCCCAAUCGGCGAACAGUGUCUCCUGAGUUCUUUUUGUGAGUUCGUACACGACGGCUAUUGUCUUGCCACACUUGCCCAGUUCGUUCACCAAGGGAAACUUUUAUUUUCUACUUUCCUAACCAGAAACGAAGGAACUACCGAUGAGUCGAAAAAACGGUUGGGAUGCUAUCAGCAGGAGCAAUUCAAUUUGCCCCGAGAAUAUUCUGUUUUUGACUCAUCACAAUGUAUCGUAAAUAAUAAGAAGUUAAAGAUGCGGCGGUGACGAGAAAGUCAAAAAAACAAAAGCUUGACAAGGCAAAACAACAACUUUGCACGUGCAUCACACUUUUUUGUACAUUUUUUGCCGUCAACCCCACUACUACCCGUGAAAAUGCCUAAUUUCAUGUUUUGUGAAGGACGUAAAUAAGCAAUGACAAAAUUCAUUCUCUCAUGAACUUGGAUAUGGCUGCUAGAAAUUCAGCUCCAGAAGAGUCCGCUUGUAUUUGACAAAGUAAGCGAGUUGGAAUAAUCACGAUAGAAACUGAAAAAAGGUGAAUUCCCUUUUCCAUGCGACGUUUUCGGGGUUGUCGGCCGUCGUGGUAUCUUUUAAAAAUUUUCUAAUUAAUAUUUAUGCCAGACGUGACCGAUGCAAGCGUGAAUACCUGUUGUAAGCUCAAACUAGUAUUUUUGGUAAAGCGUCCUUAGUUUUCGGGCAGACAGUGUUUAGAAAUCAGAUGGGGAUUUUGUAUCAAACUGAAAGUUUCCUGACUGCGUUCAUUUCUUUGGUGCAUGAGCCAGACAAGCCGUGGUCGAAACAAUAGCCGUCGUGUACGAACUGACGAAAAGAACUCAGGAGAAACUGUUUGCCGAUAGGGCACAAACAUACCAAGCCUUUUUUGUGCCCAAUCAGGAGUCGGGAUCCGCUUGAAUUUUUGAAAAUAGCUCGGUGGGAGUCGGUACCCAGGGGCUCGUUCGCCCGUAGUUAAAAACUUUCGUCGCGCCCUUUCUCCCGACCCGACUGACUGUCCCUGGGUCUCCGAGGAUGUGCUUGAACAGAUCGCUUUCUUAAGAAGGGCGACUGUAACUAUGGUAACUGAUUGUAAAAUAAACAAACACGAAUGUAAUAAUAAACGUCCUAUGGAUCUCCUCAGCUAACACUUUGACCAAAUAGCUUCGUUUAAAUUAAAGCAAAUUUUUGUGUCUUUGAAGCGUUCCUUGUGUGUAUUUAAGCUUAUUUCAUUGCGUUGUUGCGAUCGAUUUCGGUUAUUGAAUCACAACAGAUUCGUUCAAACUACCGCAUUCAGUCGACAUUUUAACCCUCGGAAGCACAAGGUGGGGGGGGGGGGGGGUUGAGUUUUUUCCUAGAGAAUAAAACAUCAGCACCUGACGUUUUCAGUAGCUGUUCGUUGAUCCCUUGCGCACAUUUUGAGACAAGUUUAGUGAUUAUCAGUUUUUAUGGUUACGACAUAUGACGUCAUAAGUAUCAGGUGGUCAAGCCAUUUUUAGGUGAAAAUAAAUAUUGUGGCUUAAAUCAUGCAAUGUUAUUUUCAUGUAAAGCACAAAAGAUUAUUCUAAUUCUUGGUAAAAAUCCAAGAUAACGGGCAAGAUGGCGACCAUUGUUGGUGAUGUCACAGGCCUCGAGCAGCGCCACCACCCAUAAAAUAUACCUCAUCUUGUUGAGAAAGAUCAAAGGCUUUCCAUAAAGAUAAAACGGUUUCCAAAUACUGUAACAGAUCAAAAACUCCGGGGGGGGGGGUCCAUCCACCCCCACCCCCUGUAUCCGGCGGUUGAGGUAUGAGUUUGCGUGUACGUCCGAGGGUGAAACGUUAAACAUGAAUUACAAUGAAAAAGAGUAAAGCAAUUCUGUAUCAUGUAAACAUUUCCAGACGAUAUUUCUUUGUUUGCCAGUUGAAAAUCGUGUUUUUCUUUUUGAAUGAAUUAAUUCAAAGCAAAGGAGUAGUAACUGGCGGUCUAUUCAGACGUAACUGAGGGAGUAAAAAGUUAUCGUCUGAAAUUCAGGCUAGGAUAAGAGGAGAUCAUGAUGACGUUUUGUUAAUGCUAACAUCAGAAAUAUAGAUACAGCCGACUGUCUCUGAACGGACACCUCUGUAAAACGGACACUAAGAGUUGGACCCUGCCUUUCUUUGCUCCCUUUAUUUGACUCUCUAUAAGACGGAAACCUCUCUAAGACGGACACUUAAUGCCGGUCCCAAAGGUGUCCGUCUUAGAGAGAGUUGACUGUACUCAUCAGGUUACAUUCGCUUCUCCACUGCAGAACUGUAAUGGAACUCUCUAAGACUUACUGAUGACUGUGUGUCGCAAUUAGUAAAUUACAUAGAAGGCAUAUGGUUACAGAAGAUCAAUGGUUCCAAACUUUUUUCUCUUUCCUAACAGAAUGAUAAUAACAGUGAUCUUUAUCAGCCAAUCACCAUUGAUUUUUCUGUCUCUUAAUUAUUUCCCCCUUGGCAAUGAUUUAGAAACAGUGGCAUAGCUAUGGUAUUUAUAUCAGGUCACAUUGGCGCCGCUACCUCACCCUUUCUCGUUCAACUGACACGAAUUAAUGCUGUUUUACCAUUUGCUGUAAUGGGAGCUUUAUCGGUCAUUGGGGCUAUCCUGUGCUGGACACUUCCUGAGACCCUCGGUAGAAAAACCGCUGAAGUAUGGGAAGAUGCAGAAGACAGUAAAGGUACUAUGGUACUGUUAUUCUAUUCAUUAUAUACUAAGGUUGCGAUAAUGACGAUUGAAUAUCAAUAAAGUCGAUAGAAUUGCAAAACAAUGAAUUAUUAGAGUGCUACCCUUUUGACCACGAAAACUGCCUUUGGACUAAGACUUACUUAAUUAAGCUGAUAACAUGAGCUGUCACGUGGCUAGCCGGGGCUGUUUUGCUCAACGUCAUCGUGGAUAAUUUGCGAUUAUUCCUUUACUAACGUCAGUGACUCACCCCAAGAAGAGAAUAACGGCAGACAUCUUUCAAGUUUAGUCGGCGCCAGCUGGUUACAAAAAAUAAGCUAAAAAGUAAAACUAAUAGACCCUAUUCACGAUACCCGUCAUCUUUGCAUGCGCCUUAGCAUCGAUGGGAUAUUAGCAAUGCCAUGUGAUUUCUCAGGGGGGCAGACAAUGAAUAAACGGUGUCAAUACGAGUAAUAGCGGUCGAAUUUGUUUAUUCUAUCAAAACGGGACGAAGAUUUAAUAGUCAUUCAAAAUGCACAUUUUGAUUUUAAACAAGUUUUACAUCAUCAUUACAUGUUGAACGGACAUCUACAGUCGCUAUUGCUUCCAAAUAAAGCUACAAUGAACACUUUCGCUAAUAACUUGUCAUAAGCGUCUUCAAGAUAAGAAGUUCUGCACUUUCUUUAGUCUAGAAUAAACAAAAUCGACCGCGAUUUCUUGUAUUGGCAGAUUUUAUCGCUGGUUUGCCCACUGAGAAACCACGUAACAUUCCUUUUAUCCCAUCAGUCCUUAGGCGCGUGCAAAGAUGGCGGGUAACGUGAAUAAGAUCUAUUACAAUUGCAGAAAUAUCUUAAACGAUGUUGAAUAAUAGAAGUUAUUGAUGGAGGUCGAGGAUGCAAUGAAUUAUUUUCACUGCACGAAAAAUUGGAUUUACACUAAAUUUACUCAGUGCAAAUUUGGUGCAAAAAGUGCAAACUAAGGUUAGAUAAAGGGCAAAGAUGGUAAAUACCGCAUUUGCCCUAAAAUUUACACCCCCAUGUAAACUGGCAAGCAGAUGCGGUAUUUACCAUCUUUGCUUUUAAUUUCCUUCUAGUUUGCACUUUUUGCACCAUAUUUACAUUGAGUAAAUUUGUGUAAAUCCAAUUUUUCGUGUAGUGUUUGGUCGAUCCACAAGGCGUCCAGACUCACAAAAGCCUAAUGGAAAUCAAUUAUAUUUGUAGGGGGCCCCGUGUUUUUUGCGUACCCCUGCGAAUCUGCAUUAGUAUGGGUUGGUUUUUCCCCUGUCCAUCCCUGCCGAGGGGAUUUUGAACGUGCAGUGUGGCUACUAAACCAGGGUAGUUCAUUACGAAGAAGAUUUUUUCCACGGAAGCGCUUAUUUAAGGAAGAGGGAGACAAGACCAACGGCUUAACGUCAACGCCCAAAGACGGGAGCAUCCUAGCCGAGACAGGGUCUCAAAUCACAACCAGCAUGAUCUUACCACCCUGGUUGCUGGUCGGGCCGGAGCUUGAACCUACGAGCUCAGACCUGGCAGACAGGUGCUCUCUUAACUGAGUUAACCGGGGGGCGGAGAUCGGAAGCACCAGAUCUAUAUAAUUGACAAUUAUCGAAUAAGCAGCCGAGGUGCAUGGAUAACCAUAGGUUUUCUUAUCAUUCAUUCAAAAUAUUUAGUCGUUUCUGAUUGGCUUCAAUCCCCCAGCUAAUUCUUCAUAACCAACUAGCUUUUACCAUGUUUGGAAGAAGCGAGCAAUAAAAUCGAUUCGAUGGUCACCAUCGAUCAGCCUCGUUUCCAGGCGAGGCAGCGUAGCUGUUUAUUCCUGACUGACAUAAAAAAAUGGCGUUCAUGGCUAUCCGCAGACGAAAUAGCUGAAUUUCUUACUAACUGAACGGAAGAAAUUCAAGAAUACACAAAAUAACAAUCACAGAAUAACAAUAAUUUAAACCAUGCAUAUAAGAUCAGUACUAAGUAGCUAACAGCCGUGACAUAUACACGAAAUCGUGCGCAUUCUUAUUUUUUUUUACUUCUAUUUUUACAGAUCCCCCUAUCAAAUAUGGAGAUACAGAUAACGUUAUUUAGAAAAAAAAUAAAGCCGAGAAGAAUAUCUUCUACCAGUUUAGAGACUUCAACUUAA